Molecule: messenger RNA, 5423 nt
Organism: Cryptotermes secundus
Lineage: Eukaryota; Metazoa; Arthropoda; Insecta; Blattodea; Kalotermitidae
Gene: Hil
Product: hillarin
Exons: 16
Coding region: 63-2747 (894 amino acids)
Source: RefSeq, a predicted model, not a curated record
GAAACAGAUGGGGAUGCUCCGUGUCAGGCAGGCAGUAGUGGUAUCAACAAGAUCUGCUAAUUAUGGGCCAGCCACAGGCAGGAGUACAAGUCAGUCUGCCCUAUGUUACUGUGAACACCAGAUGGUUUGCAGGCUGUGGCUUCGGAUCUUCUGUCACAGUGAGCCUCGUCUUGCUGCUGCUGUUGUAUGUAUUUGACGAACCAGUCCACAGAGGCUUCUUCUGUGACGAUGAGUCUAUCCGCUACCCGGUGCCCAAGUACCAGACUGUCAGUGACGUCACCGUUGGUGUGGUGGCAGUGGGUGUGCCCAUAAUUGUGGUUGUGAUAAUGGAGAUAGUGCAGUCAGGCUUCGUCCAUCCAACCUCGUUGGUGCUGUUUGGCUGGACACCUCACCUCUGGAUGGUGCAGUGCUAUGCCCACAUAGGGGUAUUCCUGUUUGGUGGGGGCAUGCAGCUUUUAACUGUCGAGGCAGCCAAACGUCUGGUGGGCAGACUGCGCCCCCACUUCCUGGCUGCUUGCCUGCCUGUGGCACUGGACUGCACUGCUGCAGGUCACAAGUACAUCACAAGCUACACCUGCUCAGGCAACCCUGACCUCAUCAAGGAUGCCAGGUUAUCAUUUCCGUCAGGUCACUCAUCACUGUCUUUCUAUGCAGCCACAUUCAUAAUAAUGUACCUGCAGAUCCGCAUGACAUGGGAAGGCUCCAAGCUGCUGAAACACCUCCUGCAGUUUCUGGCUGUGAUGGCUGCGUGGGCCACGGCUCUCAGCAGAGUGUCAGACUACAUGCAUCACUGGAGUGAUGUUUUGUCUGGCAUCGUCAUUGGAACCCUCUUUGGGAUCCUCACAGACAAAGAUGAACAGACACAACUGGAGAUGAAACACCGGAAGGAAGAGGACGACCUGUACCGGAAGUUCGCGCGGCAGAGAGAGGAAGAGGACAAGCGGAUGCGAGAGGAAUUCCGGGAUGAGUGGGAGAAGGAACUGGAGCGCCUCACGUCUCGCUUUGAACGCGAAUUGCAGACCAAGAAGAAGCGUCCAGAUGAGCAAAAGGUGCUUACUUUGCGACACCAGCAAGAGCGGGAGGACCUGGAGAAGAACAUGACGCUCCGGCGAGACAAGAAAAAAGAGUCCCUCACCCGCAAGCUGCUCGAGCACGAAAGGGCAGCCACGGCAGCGCUGGUGGAGAAACAGAGUCGCGAGAUGCUGGACCUGAUCAAUGAGAAGCGUAGCGAGUACAUGAUGGCUGAGUCCCUCUACUUGGAUGAUGGUGAUGGCUACACAGAGGAUGUCUUGCUGCCCUACCCUAGCCAGGCGCCUAUCCCAGCACCUCCAGCCCUCUCCAAGUUCGAGGUGUACAAUGAUCCUGUUGAGUUUGCAGAUAUAGACCAAAUAGCCAUCUCGGUGGCACAAGAGGAUCAGAAGACAUUCACGGAUUUGGUGCGGCAGCUGGUGGGACGCUGUGGUUCAGACAUUGAGAAGGCCAGGACCAUUUUUCGAUGGAUCACUGUCAAAAACCUCAACACAAUGCAGUUUGAUGAGAAUUUGCGUGGUGAUACACCAAUGGGACUCCUACGGGGCAUCAAGCAUGGAACUGAGAGCUACCAUGUGCUCUUUAAGCGGCUCUGCAGUUAUGCAGGCCUGCACUGUGUGGUAAUCAAGGGCUACUCCAAAUCUGCGGGCUACCAACCUGGAGUGCGUUUUGAGGAUAACCGUUUCCGCAAUUCCUGGAAUGCUGUAUACGUGGCUGGUGCCUGGCGCUUUGUGCAGUGCAACUGGGGAGCAAGGCACCUUGUGAAUGCUAAGGAGGUCCCCAAGGCAGGCAGCAAGGGAAAGUCAGACAGUCUCAGAUACGAAUAUGAUGAUCACUACUUUCUGACGGAUCCACGUGAGUUCAUCUACGAGUUUUUCCCCCUGCAGUCAGAGUGGCAGCUUCUCAAGAAUCCCAUCACAUUGCAAGAUUUUGAGGAACUGCCUUUUGUGAGGUCUCUCUUCUUCCGAUAUGGAUUGUAUUUCCCCGACUCCAACACAAAGGCUGUCAUGUUCACCGACUCAACUGGAGCAGCCACAGUGCGGAUAGCCAUGCCAGCCCACAUGCAGUCCAGCCUCAUCUUCCAUUACAACCUCAAGUUCUAUGACAGUGAUGGUGAUGGGUUUGAUGGAGUCAGCCUCAAGCGCUUUGUUAUGCAGUCUGUGGUGGGCAACAUUGUUGCAUUCCGAGUGCAUGCACCAUGCAGUGGGGCUUUUCUACUUGACAUCUUUGCUAAUGCUGUGACCCCAAAGGAAUAUCUCACAGGAGAACCAAUGAAAUUCAAGAGUGUCUGCAAGUUCAAGAUCGCAUGUGAGGACUUGCAGACAGUAAUGGUGCCCCUGCCAGACUGUGCCAGUGGUGAAUGGGGGCCCACAAAGGCAACAAGACUUUUUGGGCUGGUCCCCAUUACACAUCAGGAUGCCCUAGUAUUUGCUGGUCGAGAGCUUGAGCUUCAGUUCCGCAUGUCCCGACCUCUGACAGACUUCAUGGCAACACUGCACAAGAAUGGUGUUGAAGAGAAGAGGCUUUCCAAGUUUGUGUCACAUUCUGUGUCUGAUGAUGAUGUAGUUACUUUUGUCAUCAGUUUUCCUGAGGAAGGACAAUAUGGAUUGGAUAUUUACACACGAGAGUUAGGUGGCAGUCAGAGUGAUGGCAGUAGCGAGAAACACCUUCUCACCCAUUGCUGCAAGUAUCUCAUCAACUCGUCCAAACGGAACUGAUGAUCUUAUGAUCAGAAACAGAAACUCUUCACACAUGGCAAGGUGACCUACACCAGUUACUCCAGUCAUUUUGUACAUUUACAUUCAUGAUGUAUGGUUUUAACCCACUGACAUAUUUUGACAACUGUGAUACAUAUUCCCAUUGUGGUUAGAUUAGUUAUUUUUCUGACUAAGAAAUUUCAAAUUACAGUCAAAGCAAUCUUCUUACUGGACAACAAACAUAUAGAGAACCCAUGCAAAACUUCUAUGAUAAUUUUGGGGCAUUUGUUUUGAAAUAUUUAGACUUUUUUUAUAGGGAUAUUUUGAAUAUCCAGUAGUGCAAACCAUAUGGUAAUGGGUUAAACCUGAUCUGGCAGGAACAUAGAGACAGGGUUACAUGGACACUUGAUAAGGAAACAUGGUAUGAAAUUGGGCUGCAAGAAAUGGCUGAUGGAGAGGAAUAACAAAAGCUGAAUUAUGAUACAUCCCUCAACCUCACAUAGGUAUCACAGUCAUAAAGAAAGCAGAGUGCUUCAUCAGUGACUGGGUCUAAUAUAGGUUUCUUGUUGACAGUGCCAUGACAUGACAUUUAAGAUUAUUCUCUUGCACUCUGUGCAUUUUCUCAGUUUCUGUAUAGAAACCACCAUGUUCUGAAAAUGGAUUUUCUGCUUCAGGUGGUCAGGUUGUGAUGAAUUUCCUGUCCACAUGAAGCUGCAAAUGGGUUCCCAUUUCAGAAACAGUGGUUCUCACAGAGAUGGUUAUGAAGACUUCUGCCUUCUAGGAUAUGAUGCUAUAUAGUCUGUUGAAAGUCAAUUGACUGUAUGACAUUAUAUCCCAGAAGGUAGAACUCUUAUGAGAAUCCAGGAGAGCAGACUUAAACAUUCACCUUCUUUUGUUCAUCAUCAGUUUACCUAAUGAUGUUUCUCUUUGCCGACCAGGCUUAUGAUCAGGGUGGAAAUGAGUUAGAAAUAAGUCGCUUUGAUACUCUCUGUCAGCUGGAAACAUCAGUUUUCCUAUUGUGUCCCAUUCAUACUGUGUUUCAUGAAGAUUAUCAUUUGUGACGGGUUCUUGCAAUGUUUUUUUAAACAAAACAUCCCAUCAGAGGAGUGGCGGUUAGAGAGGAAGCAGUCUAGGUGUCAAGCAUGAACAGACUGGGGAAAUCCACAUAGGAUCUGCUAAAUAUAAAGCCAACAGGUUCUCUUUUCUGUGGAAUAUCUUGCCAUUUUAUUCUGGAUGAACUUUAGACUGUUGCGGUCUUGAAACUCUCUGGUGGCAAUGUGAUUUUCCAGAUCAUUCCACUCCAGGAUAAAUAUAACCAUGACUUAACAGAAAUAAUAAUGUUAAAAUGUAAAUUAAUUAUUCACAGAAAAACCUGGUAGGUUAGAAAUGUAAGUUAAGAUGUAUUGUUUUCCUAACAGAAGCUAACACAGACACUACAUUAUGAAGAGAAAGAGAGAUUCGAAUAGAAACUCAGUCACUUUUAACAGUUUGAUAACAGUGAGUCAGUGUACAAAAACAAUAUAACACUUAAAAAAAUCAUAUUUUUUUAUGUUUAUGAAUAAAAGAAGUCCAUCAUUCAAUGGAAGGGUUGAUUCAGAGCAAAGUUACUUCAUUAUGUAAAUAAAGUGAACUCAGAAUGACCUUAUGUUCGGUACAGAUGUUCCAUUCACUUCUGAACUGUGAACAGGAAGUCCUCAGAUCUAGCACUGUGGACCUGUAUGAUUAAAAGUUUUGCAUAUUUCAUGACAUCAUGGUCAUAGGCAUCUUGUAUGCAUGUAUGUAAAACAAAGAAUGUCAUACGGGGAGACCAUGUUUAUUUGCUCAUUUAUCAUCACAUUUUAUCCCAAAAGUAUAUAAUGGAUUAAAGAUUAUGGUCUUUUUGGAUUUGACACUGUGUAAUACAGGUGGAUAGGUACCAGCAUUUCAGGGGAACAUACUGCCACCUAUUUCCAAGUGACCCAGAACACUUGGACACUGGGUUCCUCUGAAAUGUUGCUAUGUAUCUACCAGACUACAUGGCAUUACAUCCCAGAUCUGAUCUCAAAUUCACUUUAGCAAUAACCUCAGAUGUCAUACAUAGUGGAUUUGGUACUGAAGACCUACACUAGAAGUUGGCAGAAUUCAUGUAGGCUCAUAUUUGUCCAUUGCAAUUCAUACAUUAUGUGAAGAUAUAAAUGAUUGUUUUGAAGUAUUCCACUAAAUAUAUACUAAAAUGUAAAAAUAAUAGAUUUCUAACAAGAUAUAUGUCAUGUACAUAAUGUUUGUAUGAUGAAAUGUUUUCAAAUGUAGAGAAUAUGUUGUAAACAUGCAUCCUUACUCUCAUAUUGCUGCUGCACUGUCACAAGUAUUAAUUUGUCAUAUAAAUAUGACAGUAAUGUUUACAGUGACAGCCUUCCUGCAAAACCAAUGUCACCUCUUUACUAUUUCACAUUUUAUCCGUUCAUAAUGAUUUUUGCAAGUAUCAAGCAUUCUUAAGGCUCCUCUUGCAUAUGUCUGCUGAUGUCAGACAUGGACUGCAACUUCAUGUGCUUUAAGGAUCAGAAUGCUUUUGUUUGCUGGGCAUAUGUUAUCAAUCUCAAAUUGAAGUAUUAUUGUAUUGUAGCCAAGCCAUAGUAUUCUGGAACUUAAAUUUUCGUUUUUUUACCACUGUAGUUCAUCUCAAGGGCUGUAUCAUAAUAAAUCUACCCAUCAUGUUAA